Messenger RNA from Megalops cyprinoides (Indo-Pacific tarpon), 2262 nucleotides. It is a transcript of the gene mettl4, whose product is annotated as methyltransferase like 4. The record is from RefSeq and is a predicted model, not a curated record. The transcript has 8 exons. Gene Ontology annotation, cellular component: RNA N6-methyladenosine methyltransferase complex; cytosol; nucleus. Gene Ontology annotation, molecular function: site-specific DNA-methyltransferase (adenine-specific) activity; RNA methyltransferase activity; nucleic acid binding. The coding region runs from base 412 to 1794 and encodes 460 amino acids. Lineage: Eukaryota; Metazoa; Chordata; Actinopteri; Elopiformes; Megalopidae.
GUCCGGUCUCAAUGCGCGCCAGUCUGGAGUAGCAGAGGAACUAGCUGAAUGGAAGGCAUAUCCAUGUGGUUACAUUCAACGUUUCAGGCAAAGUGUCUUUAAAACGCAGUAGAAGACAGACAUUAAUAAACGACUAUUGUGGCUUGCAGUUAGAUAGCCGUCAAAUGCUUUUAAUGCUACCUACACAAUCUUUUAACUCUAGUUAACUAGUUAGCUAACUAGCUCGCCAGUCACUGUAACGUUACCCAUGUAGAUUUACACGUUGGUAACGUUAACUUUUCAAUCUAACGUUAAUUAACGAGGGUCAUGCUGCGACACAAAAGGUUAAUGUUUGUCUUCGCUUAUUGGUAUUCAGCAAGCUAGUUAUUUGAAGUUAGCAAAACAGACGACACAACUCAGUAGUCGUGUAAAAUGUCUAUAUUGCUCAAAAAUACCGAAGGGUGGCUUCUCGAUCAGUGUUCUUUUCUCAGUAACAGUUUUCAGUGUUGCCUCGAGGUAGGGGAAAACGACCAAAAGCAGUACUUAAAGUGUAGCUUCAAAAGGCACUAUUUUGAUAUUUUUAAGCCUCACAUCACUCUAAAACCCGACCCAACUGACACCAGUGUCACUGACAGCAGCGCACAGACUGCUGUUGGGUGCAAGGACAGCGAGGCUGAUUCUAUAUUGCCAACAGAAGAAAAACGGCAGACAACACUAACUACGGACAGAAAGAAACGGAAACGGAAACACAAGGAGCUGAACCAAGGAGAAAUUGAUUCACAGUUUUACCAUGAUAAGGUGAGAAGAGUCAUUUUGGAGGGAACCCCAAUCUUUGUUGAAGAGGGGUUUUCUUGUGGAUAUCUGAGUACAGCCGAAAAAGACAAAUUAUCGCUGCCCAUUUCCCCUGACGAUGGCCGAUUGGCAGAUUUAUGCGAUAUGGCCAAACAGCUCCCCCUGGUGGACGACAGUGAACAAAAACCCGUGCAGGUUAUUGAGGACAAUGACAAGCACCAAGUGGAGCAGUUGGAUUUGUUCACGCGGGUUACGUGUAACCCUCUAAACUGUGCUAGAGUGGUGACCCUGAUGGGGAAGCAAUAUCUACUUCCCCCACACUGCAGCUUCUUGCUUUCCGACAUUACCCGAAUGCAGCCCCUGGUGAAUUACGGGAAGAAGUUUGACGCCAUUGUCCUGGAUCCGCCGUGGGAGAACAAGUCUGUCAAAAGAAGCAGAAGGUAUAGCUUCCUGCCGUCGUCCCAGCUCAGACGGCUUCCCGUCCCCCUGCUGAGCGCUCCGGGCUGCGUGGUCGCCACCUGGGUGACCAACAGACAGAAGCACCUGCGCUUCGUGAAGGAGGACCUGUACCCUCACUGGGGCGUGGAGGUGCUGGCGGAGUGGCUGUGGGUCAAGAUCACCAGGUCGGGAGAGUUUGUGUUCCCUCUGGACUCUCCGCACAAGAAGCCAUAUGAAGUGCUGGUGCUGGGGAGAUAUCGUGGGAGCAAAGACCAUUCAGUGAGUGAUUGGACGAAGUCAGAACCCGCUCUCCCUGACAAGAGGCUGUUGGUCAGCAUUCCCUCACUUCUUCACUCCCAAAAGCCCUCCCUCUCAGAGGUGUUGAAGGAGUACCUCGGCCCCGGCACCGAGCGUCUGGAGCUCUUCGCCCGCAACCUUCAGCCCGGGUGGACCAGCUGGGGGAACGAAGUAAUCAAGUUCCAGCACGUCCACUUCUUCGACGUGGAGCCCGCAAGCUCUCCCACCGGCGCCUCUUCGAGCCCGCGCUCGCCCCUCCACCCCGGUGACGGCCCUGGCAAUGGCUAAUGAAGGGAGUUCAGUGGGUUUAACCAUGUGGGAUCAAGGUGGUGGAGGAUGAAAAUCCCAAUUUGUUUUAUAAAGUUUAAAAGAGCCUGUUAAAUCCCCUUCUCCUUUGAUCCCUAUGUGCAACUGUUUCUUUUUUUUUUUAAAUCUGUGGUAGUGUACAGCGAGUGGGUGACUCAGAGCACUGGUGAUGAGAUGAAAGAUGAAAGCAUGAAGAGCUGUUUGGUCAGAGAUCUUGUUUCAUAUCAGUAGGAGGGCCAAAGUUACCAAGCUAUGUUUAGACUUCACACUUACCCAGUUUGAAUACACAGGUCUGCGCAGUGUAAUCAUGUUAUGCUUUUUAGAUGAUGAAGUCAGGCAGGCUGUCAUCUGCUCUGAUUUCAUCAGCCAUAAGCAGUGGGAAAGAACAUAUUAUUUUAAAUACGUGUAUUACAUUCUGCUUUUAUCAGCCAUUCCUUUUAACUAACUAAC